AUGAGACUUCUUCCUUUCGUCGCUGCCGCGCUCGCGGUUGUUCCAGGUGCCUUCGCCGUUGAACAAAAGAAGUCGGCCAUCGUCUGGUUCGAGGACGAGUCCACCCCUGAUCGCAUCGUCGACGAGUGCAAGGAAGCUCUUAUCAAGGCCGGCGGCAAGAUUACUCACGUUUACUCAAUCAUCAAGGGCUUCUCCGUCAUCGCACCCGAAAAGGCACUCGAGCUGGUCCAGGUCAACCACGAGGAACACCAGAUUCGGGUCGAGAAGGAUGAGGUUGUGACAACGGAUUAG
Molecule: messenger RNA, 291 nt
Organism: Fusarium sp. VM40
Lineage: Eukaryota; Fungi; Ascomycota; Sordariomycetes; Hypocreales; Nectriaceae
Source: the annotation of a GenBank genome assembly